This is a messenger RNA of Macrosiphum euphorbiae (potato aphid), 345 nucleotides long. Lineage: Eukaryota; Metazoa; Arthropoda; Insecta; Hemiptera; Aphididae. The record is from the annotation of a GenBank genome assembly.
AUGGCUGGAAAUCAUGUGUUAUCCAUUAGUAGUUUUUUUAAAGACAACAUGAAACAAUUUAAAAGAGGUGAAAUAGCGGAUAAAGAUGGCCAUAUACUGAAAUUCCUGGCAGAUUUAGAACAAAAUAUUGUUGUAGGUGAUGUCAAACCAAGUAUGAAAAGUGAUCCUUACAAGGUUAGGAUUUUAUUAAAUGAAGGUAGUAUAUCUGAUGCCCAUUGUUCUUGUUCGGAGUUGCAAUUUGUCACCAUAUUGCAGCUUUGGCAUUGUAUACACAUUAUAACAUUAGUUCAACUGACAAAGCUUGCUCAUGGAGUGCAAGACCAGUUAAUGUGUCUAGUCAUAUAA